Pundamilia nyererei is the source of this 3401-nucleotide messenger RNA. RefSeq names its product nectin cell adhesion molecule 4b (gene nectin4b). NCBI's taxonomy places the organism in Eukaryota, Metazoa, Chordata, Actinopteri, Cichliformes, Cichlidae. Gene Ontology annotation, biological process: homophilic cell-cell adhesion; heterophilic cell-cell adhesion. Gene Ontology annotation, cellular component: adherens junction. Bases 386 to 2068 code for a protein of 560 amino acids. The record is from RefSeq and is a predicted model, not a curated record. The transcript is spliced from 11 exons.
AAACCUGUAUUCUGGUGCUUCUGCCUUCGUGUGACAAGCGAGGUUGUUCUUUUAUAAACACAAACUUUAUUUUUCUGUCGUGCGAAAGCUCAAAUGCAGAUUUAACAUUUUCCGUUUAUUUGUUCAUUUCACUGGAAAUGAAGAUAGAGCCUCUAUCAGCUAUUUGCUAACCAUUGUUCUUUUAUCAGUGGAAGUGUGAUUUUUUUAAACAUUAUUUCUCAGUUGAACAGGAAACAUCUGCUGCCCCUGGCUCCUUGCUGCGGGGUUUGUGUUUUUUAAACCAACCCUCAAAUUCCCAGCUGAAUUUGAACAUGGAAGCUUAACACGAGAUCUGAAUUUCCCAGAAGAAGGCUAAUAAAGAGAAACUUUUACUUUGGAACCAAACAUGAAGUCAGCUGGAAAAAGUGCUGCGCUCCUGGCAUUGCUUUCUUUAAUCGCCAUGCGCGUGGGGGGUGGAUUUGUGGAGCCUGCUAACCCCGUCACCACCCUGCGCUCCGUGACAGAGACUCAAACCAGACUCCCCUGUCAGUAUCAGGUGGAGGGUGAGCAGAAGGUGGUGCAGGUCACCUGGUACAAGGAGCUUUCAGAUGGCAGCAAAGAUAUGAUCAUCACAGCUCACUUCAUCGACGGCCAUAGAGAUUUUGGGCGUUACUCUGGUCGGGUGAGGUUCGAGAACAGCAACCCCAUCAAGAACUCUGCUCUGAUCAUCCUGAACACAGAGCAGUCGGACGAGGGCACCUACGCCUGCCAUAUCUCCACCUUCCCCAGUGGAAAUUUUGAGACGAAGAUCGCCCUCACCGUCUGGAUUUUACCCAUCUCCUCCCUGGAUCCAGUAACUCUUGUGGAGGGCCAAUCCUUCCGUGUGGCAGCCACCUGCCGGGCUAUAGGUCACCCACUUCCCAUUCUCUCGUGGGACACGGACAUCUCAGGAACGGUCCAGAACCGCACCAGCGAGACUCGGUCAGUGUCCAGCUACUUCUCGCUCCACCCCCUGCGUAGCAUGAACGGGAAAAAGCUGGACUGUUUAGUGUGGCAUCCUGGCCUGGAGGAGCCGCGUAGGAUCAGCAACCGCCUGGAGGUUCAAUACCCCCCAGAUGCUACGAUCACGACGUCCUCGUCUCGUUGGUAUGUGGGUUUGGAGAAAGCUGAGCUGGUGUGCGAAGGCAGGGGACACCCCACACCUCAAAACUUCACCUGGACGUGGAAAGGGGGAGCUCUGCCUGACGGGGUGUCUGUGGUUGGAGGGAAGCUCCUCUUUCAGCGGCCCGUUCACUUGAGUGACAGUGGGGCCUACGAGUGCAUGGUCACAAACAGUGUGGGAAGGGGAAAAACUGAGUAUAUGCUCAAUAUAGAUGAGAUGCAAUGGCGCAUUGGCGAAACCCCUCCUGAUAACCUGCUGCUGAUCAUAAUUUGUGCCUCCACCGGAGGUUUAAUCCUCCUCCUGAUCAUCAUCAUCUUGGUGGUUCACUGCCAUCAUCGACGUAGAACGAACAAGCUUAAGAGAGAGCUAUGUGAAAAAUCGGAUGAAAUUAGGAGUUUCUCUAGGCAAGCCUCUUUCAGGAGAAUAAACUCUACCAGCACAGACUUCAGAUACCAGGGUGAAGACUCCAUGCUCAGAAUAGAUAGCCGAAUGAAAAACAGCCAAAUGUCUCUGGAGCAUACCCAUUCCACUCUGGGUGGGAGGUGGGGGCCAGGAGAUGUAGAACUGGAUGAACUGGGACGUCCGGUCAUCUGGUGUGAAGGCAGCGAUAUUCCAGGAGGAGCUGAGGUUGACGGAGGGAAGGAGGCGCAAAGGAACAGGGUGGAGUCAUACCUGAAGAGCAGUAGCAACAUGUCGCUGGCUCAGCAGGAUGACGGCAGCGGGCCCAGAGAACCAGACGCCUGCCAGCCCAGGGAGAGAGAGGACUGGGUUCCCACACAGUGUGAAGGACACGACAGUGACGAAGAUGGGAGCCACUACCAGUUAUCACAGACUCUCAGGAAUUACUUUGACUACAGCAAUGGGGCCAUCAGGCCCAAGCCAAGUAACAAUUCCAUUAUUCUACACCCCAGAGGACAGCUGAUCUAGACAGGACUCUCAUCUGUGAUAUGAAAAGAGAGACUGUCUGUAUCUCUGCAGUGACUCUGACUGUGACGUUUGAUGUUUGCUUUGAAUAUAUCGGAAGGGUAAUUCGUCUCAGGUACUAUCCCAAUGCUGAUUGUUGAUUUUUUACUUUAGAGAUUCUUCCUUAUUUCUGUUAAUCAAAAGAAGGUUAUGAGUUGUUCUUUUGAGCAUUUUAUGACUUCAUCAGUGAGGUAAUAAAAAAGAGAUGAGGAAUAAUUUGGGGGGAGAGAAAAAAAAAGUCCUGAGCCAGAUACGACUGGUAUAGUAGAACUGGAACAUUUUGGACCACUAAUGUAGAAUUAAGUUUAUAGAGAGUUUUGCCCUGAAAGGUAUGCAAAUGAAAAGUAUUUUUGUUCUUUAAGGUAUUGUAUUAAGAAUCCUGUUACAAAUGUUUACUAUGUUUGGUGCAAAGCUGAGUUUUGCAUCCAGUGCUUCUUGUUUAAAUACAUGUGAAUAGAUACAAAGGACUUGAGAAUCCUGCCUCAUGCAGGACAAUAUGUAUAUAUUGCAUAUGUUUAUAUACACUGAUCAUCCACGACAUUAAAACUGUUAAAAGGUGAAGUGAAUAACAUUGACUCACUUGUUACAUCGCUUCGCCCUGUAGAGAAACCUUAGAUCUGGCGACUCCACAUCACAAAAAUUAUUUGAGGAACUUGGCAAAGAGUCCAAGGUGCUGAUACAAACUAUCAGCUCCUCAGAUCCAAAUUGAAUUCAGGUUUUUGAGGCUGAUACUCGCCCAAAGGAUCAAGUAAAGACACCCUCAGCGAUCCAGUGCUCUUGCCCCGAUGGGUCAGUUAUUUCUACAUUGUUUCCACAUUAACUCUUGCACAUUAGGUGUUCUUAUGUUAAUGUCUGAUAUAUGUGUGUGUGUACAUUUGUUUAUUAAUACAUCUUUACAGCCACCUGCUGCUGUCAGCUUAAAAAAAAAACCUCGUUAAUAUGAAGAACAAAAGAGACGAUGCUGAAAGUUCUUUGGCCAGCUGGUGUUGAAAUGCAGCAAACUGGGUCAGUUUCAUCUAUAUAACUAUAACUUUUUAGUGCUGUAAAUACCUUUUGUAAAAAAAAGAAACAUUGUGAUGAUACAAAUACAGUGUAAAUUUUUCUAUGCUUUUUUUUUAAGAAGAUCAGGAAGUGAUGUGUAUAUGUUGAAAAUCUUUAUUUGUAAAAGUGCAGCUUACAAACAUUCUUUUAAAAAACACUGGAACAUUAAAGCUACUUCGGGAACUUCAUGAAACAGUAGAAACUUUAUGGGUUAUUCUGUUAUAGGUUGAUGAAUUUAAAUAAAUUUUUUAUUGAA